AUGUCUCAAAAACAACCACCUCUAUCUACAAUUAAGUACUCACAAGGGAUAAAAGGGAGAGAAAGGAUAAAUAAUGAUCACAAAAGUGGAAGUGUUCAAAGUCAAGGUGCUAGUACUGUAACAAAACCUGUUUCACCGAGAGUGAAUACGCAUACUGGUAAAACGAUUAGGACGCAAGAAAUGAAACAAAAGAUUGUUUUCAAAUCUGUUCUCGAUUCUCCGCCCGAUGUUUCAAUUAAAGAUCAAAAUGAAAUCUUGGAUGCCCUUUGCGAAACUUUAUCAGUGAUAGGAGAAUAUAACAGGGCUGUAAAGAGUCAAAAAAGAAAAUCUAAUAAUAACCUUAAUAAUGUGGUCGAGGUUGAACUUGAUGAUACUAACGUUGAUGCAUCAAUAAUUAAAAAGCGAUCACUAAUACCGCCACCAAUUCUUUCUAAUAUAUAUUUUGGUCUUAACGAAGUAACAAAACAUCUCGAACGAAUGACAAAUCCACAAAUUCGUUCAAGAUUUAACCAUAAAAAUCAUUUAUCUAAUGAUAAUUUGGCAGAUCUUCCUCCACAAUUUUAUUCUCAUUUUCCAACAAUUUGUUGUAUAGCUGGUGGUGUUUUACUUGUUCCAUUACCAUUAGGAGCUUCAAAAAGAAUUUCUGAAGCAGUGAAUUUUAAGAGAGUUUCAUGCAUUGGUGUAAAGGCAAAUUCAUUAGAAUUCAUAAGAAUUUAUAAAAUGGUUAGGGAUAAAGUUAAACCCAUAGAUGUAUCUUGGUUAAAUCCACUUAAACCAUCAGAAAAUUUGUUAAAGAAACGAAAAAUUACUGAAGAUGAUGAGGAAUUGGAAAAAGAAACAACUUCUUCAUCACUAUCCAGUAAUAUGAUUAAACAAAAAGUGGAGGUUGAAAUUGCUACUUCUAUACAUACAACAAAAUCACCAUCCAUUUUCUUUUUUAAACAACAACCAAAAGUUAAAAUUGAAUCUACUUCAACACAAUCAAUUGAUGUUAAAUAA
Molecule: messenger RNA, 999 nt
Organism: Funneliformis mosseae
Lineage: Eukaryota; Fungi; Glomeromycota; Glomeromycetes; Glomerales; Glomeraceae
Source: the annotation of a GenBank genome assembly